AUGUGUAUAGUAGCAGCCGGCGGGACCUCCGCCGCGCCAGUGAGAGGCCACGCCCCAUGUGGGCUGGGAAGCCCCGCCCCCAUGAGCCCGACCCCACCCAAGACUCCCGCAACAGAACGGGCCAUCCUGAGGCCAGGUUUUGUCUUUUCCACCGUUUGCUUUCCGGUCGGUCCCCGAGUCACAAGUGGUGGUUUUUGUGUGGUUGAGUUUUUUCUCUCCGACCCCCCUGCAGGAAACGCCUUCGUGGUGAGCCUGGCGCUGGCCGACCUGCUGGUGGCCAUCUACCCGUACCCGCUGGUGCUGUCGGCUAUCUUCCACGACGGCUGGAUCGCCGGCUACAUCCACUGCCAGAUCAGCGGCUUCCUGAUGGGCCUGAGCGUCAUCGGCUCCAUCUUCAACAUCACGGGCAUCGCCGUCAACCGCUACUGCUUCAUCUGCCACAGCCUGAAGUACGACCGCCUCUUCUCGGGCGCCAACACGGUGGGCUACGUGGCGCUGGUGUGGGCGCUCACCGUCCUGGCCAUCGUGCCCAACUGGUUCGUGGAGUCGCUCCAGUACGACCCCCGCGUCUACUCCUGCACCUUCGCCCAGUCGGUCAGCUCGCUGUACACCAUCGCCGUGGUGGUGGUGCACUUCGUGCUGCCCAUCGCCGUGGUCACCUACUGCUACCUGCGCAUCUGGAUCCUGGUCAUCCGGGUGCGGCGCCGGGUCAAGCCCGACUCGCGGCCCAAGAUCAAGCCGCACGACCUGCGCAACUUCCUCACCAUGUUCGUGGUCUUCGUGCUCUUCGCCGUGUGCUGGGCGCCGCUCAACCUCAUCGGCCUGGCGGUGGCGCUGGACCCCGGGCUGGGCCGCGCCAUCCCGGAGUGGCUCUUCACCGCCAGCUACUUCAUGGCCUACUUCAACAGCUGCCUCAACGCCGUGGUCUACGGCGCCCUCAACCACAACUUCAGGAAGGAGUACAAGCGCAUCGUCCUCAUCAUCUUCAGGUUCCACUGCUGA
Messenger RNA from Nerophis lumbriciformis (worm pipefish), 1002 nucleotides. RefSeq names its product melatonin receptor type 1A like (gene mtnr1al). Gene Ontology annotation, biological process: G protein-coupled receptor signaling pathway. Gene Ontology annotation, cellular component: plasma membrane. The record is from RefSeq and is a predicted model, not a curated record. Lineage: Eukaryota; Metazoa; Chordata; Actinopteri; Syngnathiformes; Syngnathidae. Gene Ontology annotation, molecular function: melatonin receptor activity.